Molecule: messenger RNA, 1908 nt
Organism: Seminavis robusta
Lineage: Eukaryota; Bacillariophyta; Bacillariophyceae; Naviculales; Naviculaceae
Source: the annotation of a GenBank genome assembly
GGCACAAACGAGGGGUAAUGAUCAGUUAAACAAUUUAGUCGCAUAUGAACGAAUGAAUGUCAAGAUUCCAUUGGAGCGAGGUAAUAAGGUUCACCUGGGGUGGAAGAAACCAGUCAGAAUGAUACCUUUUCCAUACACUCGGAGUACAGACGUUGUGUAACCCAUAGCUAACCCAUGCUGUCCAAGGCGAUGUCCCGUCAAAACUGGUUGGCACGACAUGUCCCCUUGCCCUCUUCCCUUGCGAAGAAAAAAGGCUCACAAUUUUGUUGUUUCGCUUCUUUGCAAGCAACCAACCAAAACUGAUCAGCUCCCCCAAAGAAUUCUUUGAAACAAGAUGCAUCGAUCUGGUUCUCCCAUGCCCGAGGUUUUCCUUCCAGUGGUCCCUAUGGCUCCCGGCGAAGUCACCAAAGAUGUGGAGCAGGGUGAGUCUCUUGCUGGCACGGACGAUUUGACAUCCGUUGACGUUUUCGACCAACAAACCAAGGUCAGCGCCUUGGACGAUCCAACUUUGGCGUCGGAGUACACUCCUCCCGUGUACGCCACAGCCAACUCCAUGGGCGGCGUCCCCAAGUCAGGAGUAUGGGGAGCAUUGCAGCGAAAGGUUUGCUUCUCCUUGCUUGUGCUGAUCGGAUCCAUCGUGGGAGUCUCGCACAUUAUUCGAUCCUUUGAUCCACACACCCAUGCCACUGCCACUGAGAUUGAAGGUAUCAACAGCAACUUCUCUGUAGAAAGCAACUUCACUGCAACUUCCCCAGAUGAUAACGACAUCACCAAUUUGGUCUUGACUACCGCUCCUUCCAUGCUUCCCACCACUUCCCCUCCCCUUCCAACAUCUGGAAAUGGCGAUAACGACGACAUCUUUGCAGAGUCCUUCCAAGAAAACGGUGAUAAUGCGGCCACAUCCAUCGAAGCAGCUGCAGAGCCAUUGCGAGAGUCAUCUUUGGGUGAGAUUGGCCAAUCGAUACCGACAAACACAAACACCCCUUCCACCACAAGUAGUUCCAAUGAGUCAACCAAUGCACCCACACCCGCCCCGACAAGUGCUUCCAUGACCAACGAACCAACCAACUCGUCACCUACCGAUACUGCUCCUGCCCCGACAACUGCUCCUCCUAGAACCUUUCCUCCCGUCUCGACAGCAGUACAAGGCAAUCUUGAAUCAAGUGGCAAUGGCAAUAACAACAUCAAUGGACAGCCACAGCAACAACAAGGAAACUCACAGCAAGGUAACUCACAACAAGGAGAAGGUGACGGACGCGGUUGUCGAGAUGGUGGUCAGCCCACUCCAACAUCGCGUGGUGGUGGUGGAGGCGGCGGUGGCGGUGGUGGAGGCAGAAGCCACAACUGGUGGGAUUAUCUUGGCGGCGGUGGAGGACGUGGAAAUAAUGGAGGAGGAGGCCAGCAAAGAGGAAAUGGGUGCCGAGGAGGAAAUGGUGGCGGCGGUGGUGGAAAUGGUGGCGGCGGCGGUGGUGGUGGUGGCAACGGAGGAAACGGCAACGGUGGAUUCUAGCAAGUGGAUGAAGCUCUUUGGUCCACGAGGAAGGCAAUACCACCCCUAUGGUCCUCUGAUCAUCAUAGAAUAAAGGCGGACAGUAGAGUCUGCAUUCUGCAUCCUGCAUCAGUACUAACUAAGAGUUAUUAGAAGUCAUCAAACCAAGUGACGCAGUAAAGCAAACAAGAGUUACUACAUGUAUGGAUGCAAAGAGCUGACCAGUAUCGUGGCAUGAUGCGUCAAGGGGGGUGCCCAUAUGACAUGUAAAUUAGCUUUUGCUGGGUUUUAUUGCACUGGGACCGGGCUCUGCUCCUCUCAAAUCACCUUUCCAUGGAGAUCGAACUUCGCCUGCUAUCGAACACUGCUUUCAGAGCAGGGCGGACUGGGUGGGUACAAGAGUUAUCCGACGUCCUUCC